Miscanthus lutarioriparius is the source of this 3090-nucleotide messenger RNA. The record is from the annotation of a GenBank genome assembly. NCBI's taxonomy places the organism in Eukaryota, Viridiplantae, Streptophyta, Magnoliopsida, Poales, Poaceae.
AUGGCCUGCCUGCCUCGCGCCACACGCCCACACGCCACCAUUCUGCUGUCCUCGCUUCCUUCUCCACGAAGCCAACCGAGCCCACAGCCUUCGGUCUCACUGUGCGGCAGUGCACGACACAAGCGUCCAUGCCGGUUAGCUUUUUGUCAAUCAAUCGCAAAAUUUUGUCAUGCUAUGUGCAUUGUUGACCAGGACCCAACUGCAUUAGAGGGCAUGAAGGAGAAAUAUUGGCCAGUUUACCAGUGCUUAUACUUUGAAGUGAGGUGCAUACCAAAACAGAGUGAACCAAACUGGCAGGGAAAUCUUGUUCACAGCAACAGCAUAGCUUCCCUAUUCCGCUACCUUCUAGUUUGGCUGAGAAUUUAUAUGGGUAACAAUGAAACCUGCAAGAAAUCACAUGAAAGUGAGAAACUUGAUAUAGGCAGGAGAGAAGAAGAAGAUAAAGCAUCAUACAGCCCUGAACUAGAAGAAGGUGAGUUUAGGAAGGAUGAGCCAUUUGGAUUAGAAAACCUUAUCCACAAGGGUAUGGUUGUAAGUGUUCAAAAGUUGUGUUCAUCCACCAAGGGGAGGGUCAGUACAUGGCAAUCAACUUCACCUGAAAGAGGUUCCCAUCAAGGAGACACUUCAAUGAAGAGUCAACUUGUUAAUGUGAUUCAAUCAACUUGUCAUAGAAUAUAUUCUGAGAAACACAGCCAGAGCUAUUCUCCAUCUUCCCCUAUUAGGUCAAAAGAAAGGCAUGAGAAACGGAUGAGCAACUGCUUUAGUUACCAUGAUUAUCAUCAAGUACUGAAAAAGAUCGAGAAAGUUUGUUCAGAAAGGCUUGAUAACCAAUUGUUACAUCAGAGUAAAGACCGCAAGGAAUUCAAUACUUUAAUAAAGGAAGAGGAGUGGAAAUUCUUCAAAAAACAUGCUUGCUCUUAUAGAGUUCACUAUGAGCGUGUCAUACCAACAACAAGCUAUCACAGGAUGAAGCUACCAAAGCUAUUUUUCAGCAUUUUGCUUAAGGUUUUCCGUAAAUAUAUGCGGUCUCAGCUUAUAAAAUUUGUGAGAAGACAAAUAAAUGAUAGGAACAAAGAGAAGAGAAUAAGAGAACGCUGGAUAUUUGAGGCUACAGCUGGCUACCUUAAGAAAACGUUUGAUGGAACUUCCAUGACAUGUUCUGGAUUCGAGAUGAAGAAAUCAGAGUGUCAUGUGCAUGCUUAUUCUGAAGACGAACAAGAGCUCAAAUUUUUGGACAUGCAAUCUCUAACUACUGAAAUUGAAGCAAUUGCUUCUAGUAAAGAACUUGAAGAAACCGGUACAGAUAAGGACAGUGAUAUUUUUCAGCCAGAGCCAAUUAUAGAAAACUUACAAUCACCAAUAGAGACAAAUGGAGGUGCAGAGGAUGGUUUAUCUGUUGAUGCAACUGAAGCCUUAGUAGAUAGUAUGUCUUCACAUUCCAAUAAUGCACCCACUGAGUUCAGUGAAAAAGUUGGGAUGCAAAUUGCUGUCUCCUCACCACCACAAAAUGAGGGGGGAAAUGUGGAGAGAUCCUGUUCUCUGUUUGUCACUGAUAAAACAUUGGUACUUUCUAAGGCAGUGGCAGCUGAUUUAGGAAAUGAGCCUCCACUUAGAAAGAAGCAAAGGUGCAUGAAUCCUGACGAUGAUGCAUUAGAAGGCUCUUGUUCUGGGUCCCAGAGAAAUUUGCCACAUGAGUCUGACUCUAAUAUUCAUGAAACAGCAUUGCACGAUGAGGAGGAACCUCAAGCUGAAAGGCUGCCUUCAGCUAAUGUGAAUCAAAUGGAACAGGCUGAUGUUGCAGCUAAUAAGGAAGUAUCUAAUGGUGCAAUAUCUUCCUUUGGCCAAGUCACUGAACAGCAUAACAUCACUGCAACUUCAGCAACAUUAGUCCAACCGUCAACACAACUGCAACUUUAUGAUCUAACUUGUCAAAAUGUUGCUCAUCCGUGUCAAGAAUCUGGUGUGAAUACUUGUUCAGUAAGCACUGGAUUAGACAACCAUGGGACAUUAAAUAUUCAGCAGCAAUCAGCCAACCAGACAAGCUCCAUGGUUGAGCAUAUGCCUGAAAAUGGACUCCAGUCAGAUCCAGUUACCAAUGGGUGUAGACAAUUGCUUAUGUCUAGUAAUCACACCUCUCCACCUGUUCGAGUUACCGAGCAGCAAAUUGCCACCUCUCCACCUGUCCAAGUUACCGAGCAGCAAAAUGCCUCUAAUUCAUCCUUAUUAACUCCACAUGUAAGACAACAAUAUGGUCCCCAGACUUGUCAAACUGUUGCUCAUCAGGAUCAACCAGUUGGCAGGAAUAGUUUUCCAGCACAAGCUUGGUUAGACAGCCCUAGAUCAUCAAAUGUUCAGCAGCAGUCAAACAACCAGACAACAACAGGCUCCACUUCUGGACAAUAUAUGCUUGAAAGUGGUACUCAAUCAGAUCCAUUAGCAAUUGAAAUGAGUCGGCUGCUUCUGAUGCAUGAUCUGAUGACCAAGAAACAUAUAUCUAAGAGGCAAAAAAUUAUCUUGGAGUGUGAAAAGGAGCUGGCUGAAUGCAAAAGGAAGUUUGACGAGAAGUUCCAUAAUUUAGAGAUGGAAACACUGCAGAAAAAGGAGGAUAUUGCGAUCCUCGAGGACAAAAUAUCUAAGCAACAGAUGUUAGGGAAGACAUUCCAGGUUCUACACAAGGCCUCUGCUGGAGUUGCUUCGGGCAGUCAGAGAGGUGCUCCCAGGAGAACUACGACAGAGGCAAAUCAACAAUCAUGGCAGCAUGGUUUGCGGUUUCCUGCAUCAGCAACCAUGUACGAGUCACCACAACCUGCUGCGCAACCAUCCACAAACAACUUCCUUAGACAGCCUUUUAUGACCACCCCACAGGCUGUAACUAACACUUUGGGCGGAUCCGCCACUAACUUAACGCAUGCUCCAAGUGGUGUCAUGGGCACUGGAAUUCCAUACCAAACGCAUGCUCCAAGUGGUGUCAUGGGCACUGGAAUUCCAUACCAUGCACUUCCGCUUCCGCUGGAUCUCCAAGCCUUUGUAAAUCAGAUGCCACCUUCCCGUGCUGCUGGUGCAAGAUACAAUAGGCAGCUGCAGCUAUGA